Molecule: messenger RNA, 1592 nt
Organism: Papaver somniferum (opium poppy)
Lineage: Eukaryota; Viridiplantae; Streptophyta; Magnoliopsida; Ranunculales; Papaveraceae
Product: acetylornithine aminotransferase, chloroplastic/mitochondrial-like
Exons: 2
Coding region: 266-1174 (302 amino acids)
Cellular component (GO): chloroplast stroma
Molecular function (GO): transaminase activity; pyridoxal phosphate binding; identical protein binding
Source: RefSeq, a predicted model, not a curated record
CCUACCAACUAAUAAACACGUGGGAAAUUCUAGCUAGGAAGGAAAUUUCUGAAACGUAUCGAAUUCUCUCGCUCACUCUCUUUUUACAUCCCCAAGCUUAAAACCUAUCCCAUAUUUUCCAUCUUCACUAGGAUUCUUGUAUUCUCAAACAACUCAGGCGAUUUUUGCAACAAUCAAAUUCAUUAUUUUCAUUUGUAGAUUGAGAGAAUUAAUUGAUUCCGUGAUUUGGGAUUUCAGCGCAUCUAUCAAGGAUUUUUUUUUGAAGAUGAGUUGUUUGAAUAGUUUGAUCAGUGGUUAUAUUUCUCCGAUUGGAGAUCAUUCUCGCUUGUUUAAUACUGGAAAAGGAAGAUAUCCUAUUCGAAUUCAGAAUUUUCAUAAAGUUUGUGCAUCUCUUAGUGUCGAACCAUUGACAUCUACAAAUGCGACUAAGCUAGGGUUUGGGGAUAGCAAGGAGCUUAUGGCAGCAGAAGCAAAUCUUCUUGUUGGAACUUAUAAUAGAGCUGCAGUUGUGAUUGCUAGUGGAAAGGGAUGUACGUUAUAUGAUGUUGAAGGGAAAGAAUACUUGGAUAUGGCCUCAGGUAUUGCAGUCAAUGCACUUGGUCAUGGUGAUGAAGAUUGGGUGAACGCAGUCACUCAGCAGGCUAAUAUUCUUACUCAUUUGGAACUUGCAAAGCGUCUAGUGGAUGGUUCUUUCGCUGAUCGUGUUUUCUUUUCAAACUCUGGAACUGAAGCAAAUGAAGCAGCUAUUAAAUUUGCAAGGAAAUAUCAACGGUUUUCACACCCUGAUGAGAAACAGCCAGCUACAGAGUUUAUUUCAUUUACUAAUUCUUUCCAUGGGAGGACAAUGGGUGCUCUUGCUCUGACUAGUAAAGAACAGUACAGGUUGCCAUUUGAACCUGUUAUGCCUGGAGUUAGUUUCUUAGAGUAUGGUAAUAUAGAGGCUGCAAAAGAAGCAAUUGUACGGGGGAAAACGGCGGCAGUCUUUGUGGAACCUAUCCAGGGAGAAGGAGGCAUAUACAGUGCAACAAAAGAAUUUUUGCAGUCACUGCGUGAUGCAUGUGAUGCUGCUGGAGCCCUCCUGGUAUUCGAUGAGGUAAAUCAUCUAUCUUUUUCAUUACCUGUUGCUGGCCUUUUCUUUCUUCUCCCACCAGAUUCAUCUGUAAAUAACAUAUAGCUGUUUACCGUCUUCUGGUUUAUUCAAAAGUUACAAUCUAGGGUAUGCUUGAUUCACCUGGGUCCUUGAUUACCACAAGGAUAUGCCACUAGACAUGUUGUAAUCAGAUUGACAUGGUUAGAGCAGAUGGGAGGAAAGAUUUUAGAAUCUCAGGGCAAAAUGCUCUGAUUCUUGGUGCGAUAGUCACUCUUAGUUAAAUGUUCUAAGUAAGAAAUGUUGUAAUCAGAUUGACAUGGUUAGAGCAGACAGGAGAAAAGAUCUUAGAUUCUUAGGGCGAAAUGGGGAAUUUGAGGUGGUGGUAGUAUCUAGGUUUUUUCAUCAGGUUAGAGUAGCUCUGAUUAUUUCUUUUCUUACUCAACAUGGCUCUCUUUCAAUCUUAGUAGGAUCCUAAAGCUCCUACUCCUACAAUAACUAUUUG